Exserohilum turcica Et28A is the source of this 2973-nucleotide messenger RNA. RefSeq lists its product as uncharacterized. Lineage: Eukaryota; Fungi; Ascomycota; Dothideomycetes; Pleosporales; Pleosporaceae. Gene Ontology annotation, molecular function: calcium channel activity; calcium ion binding. The transcript is spliced from 2 exons. Gene Ontology annotation, biological process: intracellular calcium ion homeostasis; calcium ion transmembrane transport. Gene Ontology annotation, cellular component: membrane. The record is from RefSeq and is a predicted model, not a curated record. The coding region runs from base 1 to 2973 and encodes 990 amino acids.
AUGACGACUCCAAACGUCGAGCGCCCAGAGCCGACGUAUGAAAUGGACAGUACCAUGCCCUACCACCGUCAGCGAUCUUCCGACGAAGAUGGCACCGUUUGGGGGGACGAGCAUAACCCACCGCACUCCCAAUCCGCCCCACGGCCCCAUCACAACCGAUCGCAGUCGGGCGCCCACCUCACUGUCGACACCGAGCAAGACAUUCCGCCCAUGAAGGGCGUGCAAUCGCCAACCCAGACCCGCGAGCAGGCCAGCAGACUCAAUGAUGACCUUGCCCUGCUCGCAGUCGAGCGCGGCCUGGACGAGAAGGAGGCUCUUAUGCGGAACCAGUCCACCAACCGCUCCAUGACACGCGUGCGCUCUCGCCGCGAGGACCUUGUCGACGACUUUGAUGCUGCGACGAACCCACUGCACGAGCAGGCCGCUCGCUAUACGCCCCCAGAGAACCCAACCACCAGCUUCUCCAAGUUCUUCAAAAAGGUCCACAACUCGUCAUGGCUCGUUCGCUACUUUACCUACAUCACCCCCAUGGUCUUGAUCAUCUUGAUUCCCCUGCUCAUCGGCGCAUUGGCCUUCAAAGAGGCCACUGUCGGCGGCGUCAAGCUCGUCUGGUUCUCCGUCUGGCUCAUGAUUGUCUGGCUGACACUAUGGGCGGGCAGAGUCCUCGCCAAGCUACUCCCUUGGCCCAUUGGUCUCGUUUCUAGUCUCUUCACCAACAACAGCAAGAAGUGGCGAGACAUGGGCAAGCAGCUCGAGCUCCCGGCUACCCUCUUCUUUUGGUGGCUGGCCAUUGAAAUCUCCUUUCUUCCCACCAUGACGAACCACCACCUCGAUGGCAACAAGGCAACCAAAGACUGGGAACGCGACAUGAACAGGGUGCUCGUUGCUCUGUUUGUCGGCUUUGUUCUCAACUUUAUUGAGAAGAUCAUCAUCCAGCUCAUUGCCAUCAGCUUCCAUCUCCGGACGUACCAGGACCGAAUUGAGCUGAACAAGUUCCAGAUUGGUAGCCUUGGCAAGCUGUACAAGUUCUCCAAGGAGAAGAUUGCCAUGGAAGACUCCGAGUUUGAGCAGAACGAGGAGCAUCAGCGGUCUGGCGCCCGCACGCCUGGCCAGGUCUUGACCGAAGCGCAGAAGAACAUCAAGGUCGGCUUCAACAAGUUUGGAGACAUUGCUGGAAAGGUUGCGGGUGACUUUACCGGUCGCCAGGUCACCAACAGUGGCCACCCCCACCAGGUUGUUUUGCAGCUCAUCAGUAGCACCAGCGGUGCCCAAGUGCUGGCCCGCCGUCUAUACCGAACCUUUGCCCGACCCGAAACCGAAACCGUCCACCCAGACGACCUCAACAAUGCCUUUGACAGCGACGACGAGGCCUCGGCCGCCUUUUCCAUGUUCGACAAGGACAUGAACGGCGACAUUUCGAUGGAAGAACUCGAAGCUGUUUGUGUUGAGAUUGGCCGUGAACGCAAAUCCAUCACUGCCUCGCUCAAGGAUCUCGAUAGCGUCGUCUCCAAGCUCGACGAUGUCUUCAUGUUUAUUGUCAUCAUCAUCACCAUCAUUGUCUUCAUCUCUCUCAUUUCGACCUCGGCUGCUGGUGUGCUUACAUCCGCUGGCUCGGCUCUUCUCGCCCUGUCCUGGCUCUUCUCGGCCACCGCUCAGGAGUUUCUGCAGUCGUGCAUCUUCGUCUUUGUCAAGCACCCCUACGAUGUCGGUGACCGUGUUACCAUCUACGGCAACACUGGUGAUCUCGGCCGCGGCGACGACUACUUUGUCAAGGAAAUCGCCCUCUUCUACACCGAGUUCAAGAAGAUGCAAGGUCACAUUGUGCAGGCGCCCAACAGCUACCUCAACACGCUCUUUAUCCUCAACCAACGUCGCUCUGGUGCCCUUGCCGAGGCCAUCCCCAUCAUUAUCAAGUUCGGCACCACACUCGAGCAGAUUGAGCGUCUCCGCAACACGCUCCUUGAAUUCGUCACGUCUGAAAAGCGCGAGUACCAGACUAACAUUCUCACCGAACUCCGCGCCGUGCAGGAAGUCCACUGGCUCGAGCUCAACAUUGUCUUCUUCUACAAGUCCAACUGGCAAAACGAACUGCUCAGGCUGCAGCGCCGCAACAAGUUCAUCUGCGCACUCACCAUGGCCAUUCAAGAAUGCGGCAUCGAGGGUCCCCGCAUGCGCUACCCCGGUCAGAAGGAGUCGUUCCCUGUCUAUCUCCAGAACCUGCAGAACCCAGCUACCCCUGGUGUUGGCAUCAAUGGUACUCCAGACCAGCCCAACGGUCACCUCCGCAACGAACCUCGGGACCAGCCGUUCGUCCCCCCUGCCAAUGGUGCUACCGACGGUGCUCCUCCCUCUGCAGGGACUGGCCCUACUCGUCAAGGCUCUAUCCUCCGCCAACCGGGUUCGCGCACCGCCCCCGAAACACUAUCCGCCAUGGGUCGCCGCGUCGACUUUUCCUUGGGCAUGAAAUCCAUCGGACUCGACGACCCCAGCGGCGACGUCCUCGACGACCGCGAAGCCGAAUCCCGGGCUCGCGCCACCGUCGCCCGCAUGUCAUCGCCCUCGGCCUCGCAGGAACGCAGCCGCAACUCGCAGGAAAGCGGCCGCAGCAGCGGCAUCCAGCGCGUCGGCACAAACGCCUCAUCUACCAUGCGCGAACGCACACACCGAAACCGCUUCUUCUUCUCCCGCGCCCGCCACGCCACAGACGAGGAAUCCGCCACCUCCGCCGUCAUGGCAGGCAUCCCAGAAGCAGACUACGACACCCCGCCUCGCACAAAUACCCUCGACCCCAGAUCGGGCCUUGUCUCUUCCCAAGCUAUCCGCGAAUCAGUCUCUCAGACGCGCCUCAGAGCAAGUAUCGAUGCACCGGGUGUCUCGGGCGCUAUACCGCCCCGCACAUCGGAUUCCGAACGCACCUUUAGUCCGCCUGUACGGUCGCGGACGGAUGGAAUUGAAAUGAGGAGGUUUCAUUAA